AUGUAUUUAAAAAUAAUUUUAAUUAUUUUCGCGGCGAGAGCACAGUCAGAAAUAGUAAUAGAUGAUGAGAAGAUAGAAUCGCUUUGCAAAAAAAAUACGUGUUUAAAUAAAUGUUGUAGGAAAGACGAAUAUGUGAGUGGUAUAGUUAUAGGUGAACCUCCUAUAUGUGUGAAAUAUGAUGGUGAGAAGAAAUUGGACUUUUCUGACGUACAAUUGUACGAUGAUGAUGAUCAUUUGAGACCGGUUAGCAGAAAAUUCGGAGACACGUUUUUACUGAAGCAAGGGUUGUUACUAAAUGAAACAUUCGCGGUUAAUUGUGGAGUACCGGAAAUCGGUGGAGUGAACAGUUAUUUAAGUCAGAGUGGCAUACUUUAUUUGGAGUUUCCGAACACUUACCAAAAAUGGAUGCCAAUACAAUCAGAAUUUUGUUUGGACUAUGCCAAUGGAACAGAUGUAGAAAUUGCGUUCUGGACUAUCGACCCAGUUUCAAUCGAACAAAGCAACGUUUAUAUUUCUAUAGACCUUAUCACAUCGUCGUUCUUCCUGGCUCUACUGCUCGUUGUGUACGCGAUCCUACCAGAGUUGAGAAAUAUAGGCGGGAUGGUACUCAUGGCAUAUGUGUUCAGUUUGAUGGUCGCCUUCCUCGGCCUGGCUACGAUGCAGAUUGGUGAAUUCGAAAACGAUACUUGCCUAAAUGGAACAAUCGUUAUCUACUUCUUCUUCUUGGCUGCGUUUGCGUGGAUGAACGUUAUGUCUUUCGAUAUCUGGUGGACAUUCCGGGGCUACGCGAAAGCUCGUCCAAUCCAUCGCAGAGGAGAAAAUUUCAAGUUUUGUAUGUACUGUAUUUAUGCUUGGGGAGUUCCCUUAGCAAUGACUUUAGCAUUUAUGAAGGUAAAUGAAGCAGAUCUGAGUGACCAGCCGUGGAUUGUCAAGCCUCUUGUACCGGAAAAUGGAUGUUUCUUACAAGCUGGGCAAAAGUUAGUAUACUUGUACUUUCCUAUGCUGAUAAUGAUUUCUGGAAACUGGUUGUUUUUCGGCAUGACGGCAUUCAACGUGAGGCGUUUAAGGCGAGGCACUCAAGUGCUCAACUCUCCAGCUGCUGGUAACCCGGCAGCUCACCGAUCACAGAAACGGAGAUUCACAGUGUAUUUGAAGUUAUCAGCAAUAAUGGGAAUUAACUGGUUACUUGAAGUUGUCAGUUCAUUUUACCCUGAUCUUAAGAUUUGGUACAUCUCAGACGCUUACAACUUCCUUAUAGGGAUUACUAUAUUUCUAAUUUUCAUCUGGAAGAAGUCUAUUUUGAAUAAACUAAAGAACAGAUACAAAAGCUUCAGACGUGCUAGCCUUCCAAAAAGAUCAAUGACAGCAAACAUUACUCUGGAAUCGACUCUAAGUCAAGAAACCCCAGCAAAUGUGUGUCGAGAUCCAAACGUACAUAGGCAGUUCUCAGGUGAACAGAGACCAUUUCUUGCUUAG
Messenger RNA from Pieris macdunnoughi, 1476 nucleotides. The record is from the annotation of a GenBank genome assembly. NCBI's taxonomy places the organism in Eukaryota, Metazoa, Arthropoda, Insecta, Lepidoptera, Pieridae.